Molecule: messenger RNA, 2856 nt
Organism: Aspergillus japonicus CBS 114.51
Lineage: Eukaryota; Fungi; Ascomycota; Eurotiomycetes; Eurotiales; Aspergillaceae
Exons: 2
Coding region: 1-2856 (951 amino acids)
Molecular function (GO): protein binding
Source: RefSeq, a predicted model, not a curated record
AUGAGCCAAGCAGAUACCCCUCUUGUGGUGCAGAAGUAUCCUGUCUUGCACCAGGUAUACGAAGCGCUGGGGCUGGCAACCUUGUACACGCACCAUGCCGGUGAUUUCCGGGCCGCUCUUCAGAUUGUCGAGGCUGAAUGUUCAAUUUGUGAUGCGAAGGACGAAGCCAGGCUCGCUGCAGCCCUCACCGGCCGGGGCAUUGUGCGAACUCUGCAAGGAAACUGCGUCGGGGCUCUGGCAGAUUUGAGGGCAGCGACUACCAUGGAGCACUCCGAUCUACCCCUCAAGCUGCUGGCGUGUCUGUAUUGGUAUCAAGCGACACAAACCCAGUAUGCGCUGUUCCCCGACAAUGGCCCUGCAGGAGCAAAGGAGAUUCAAUAUCGCUUCGACGCUGUGCAGACGCUUCAAGACUGGCAGGCACAGACAAGUCCCCUCUCCGAGGCGUAUUCGACAGACCCACCGCUACGAGUUGUGGACCAGGCUUUGAGGCUCUACCGAUCGCUCACCUCCUUUCCACGAGCCAAUCCAGGGGCGGAUUCUACGUUUCGUACCGCGCAGGAUACUUUGCUGUCCGGCAUUGAUACGGACUACGACACCCUGGCAAUCUGGCGUCCAGAUCCGAGGAUGCUUGGCCAUAUGCGACUCCUCCGAGCUCGGACUGCAUUACGCAUCCAUGGGCGGGAAGAAGCAAUGCAGGAUCUUGCGAUAGCCGAGCAACUUGCUCGCGAAGUCGACGACUCGGUCGGCUUGGCCGACGUCGAACUCACGCGGGGUGAUUUUCUCGCCGCCCCGCUGUCUUCACCUGGCGUUUGGAACUCACUCCUGGCGGAAUCAACGUACGAUACUUGCCUGCAUUGGCAGGCUGAUGAGGCCGAAUGGGACGUUGACACAGAGAGGAUUGGCGAGGCCAAGGCUCGGUACGAUGCGGCCCUGACGCGGUUUGCGGCAGCAAAUGCGCGGAGAGGAAUCGCCGCGGUGAAGAUGCGCCUCGGCUGCCUCGAGGUCCUUGAGGGUAUGCGACGCGUUGUAUUCGAGCCGAGCUUUGCGGCGGCGAAGACGGACAUCGAGCGCGCCGUUGCGAUCUCGUCUGAGCUCGGCGAUAUGAUGGCCGUACAGCUGGGCCGCGCGCAGUUGGCUCUCUGCGCCAUUGGGCAAGGGGACCAGAGCGAGCAAACCCAGCAAGUCGGCGUGUCACUUGGGACCUGGGGUCGUCGAGAAGGAAGCUUUGGGUUUACCCUGGGAGUUGGCCUCUUCUUCGCCCGCAUCGGGUGGCGAUGGAUCAACCAUCUCGGCGACUAUGAACGCGCCUUGGCUUGUUUCAGGCUUGCAGAAACUCUUUUCCAAGCUCUGCAGGCCUCAUUGUCACGGGUGCAUUCCAUAGUUGAUCAGCUGAAGGUCUAUCAAAUGGUGGGUGAUUUCCCCAGCUGCACUAGGACAUUGGAGCGGGCUCUGGACGAGUGCCUCGAGGUCCAGAAGCGAGAACCAGGGCUGGUGGCGGAAGUUUCCCGGCUCGCCCGAUGGAUUUCAAUCGAGAUGCUGGGUCUUGCUACAAAGAGAGCUGUACCGCACCUCAUCGAGCGCGUGCGGGCAUACAUCAAGAACAUCCGAAAGACGCAUGAGUCGGCAGACCCGGCAGGCCUGUCGGCGGGCCUUGACAUCUUUCAGGAACUGCUCAAUCGUUUACAGGCAGGAGAGGACCUUGCCGAUUCCAGUUCAGAGCCGUCCGUCGGACACGCUCUCUACCAACAAGAUGCUACACAGAUGACCGAUCUCUUCCUGGAGUCACAAUUGGCCGACUCGGAAAUUUAUCAGGACCUCUAUAGCGGCAAGGAGGCGAAAAAGAAUGGACAUCCAGCGGAAGCCCACGUUUGUUUUGACCGUGUCAGGGUGGUAGCAGAGUCGAUGUCAGGGUACCGCCGUCAUUACUUCAACGCCCUGGCAGACGCCUACGAGGGAGAAUAUCAACGGGCGGCACCUGCUUACACGCAGUAUGUAGAUGGGGAGCUAGAAGAAAUGGACCGGAUGGCUCGGCUGGGUUUCCCACCCUCUCUCGACGAUGAUCGACGCAGGCAGGCUGCAAGCCGAGCGCUCAGUUUCUUCUGUGAGAUUGGACACUUUGAAGAAGCUCAUAAAUGGUUGCAUCUCCUCUCGCAGAACUGGCCUGACUGGUGGAAGAAGGACGGCCAAAGCUGGCUUUCGCUUGGCCGUAUCGCACAAGUGGAAGAAGGGCUGGGACACUUCGAAGCUGCGCUCCUGCAAUAUGAAGAAGGAAUCCGUAUGUUUGAGGCUCAACGCCAGCGUCUUUCCAUUGAUGAACUCAAGAUCGCCUUUGCAGCGGACUCGCCGACUAGCGCCUUGUUUGUCGGAUGUAUCAGGACCUUGCUGAAGCUGCAAGACCAGCCUAAUAUCAAAGCCUCCCGCCGCCGAGAACUCCAAGCAAAGAUCUUUGAUGUGGCAGAAAGAAAUAAAGCGAGGAGUCUUAUGGACCUUAUGGAAGGCGGCUUAGUUGGCCGAUUGUCGUCCUCCGAAUCCGGCCCUUUACCUCGCUGGCGACGACUCAACGCCAAGCGAACAAGCCGUUGUGGCCUGCUGGAACAGGCUCUACACUCUAGCGACCCGGAGCGACCCAGAAUUGCGGCCUUGCAAGCGGAGAUCACAGCCAUCGAGCAGCAGAUCGCCGCGGUGGAAAACGACAUGGCUGCUACAGGCUCGCCCCUGCGGACCUGGGCUGCGGAGUUGAGUACACUCGACGCUGUUUGUGAAACGCUUCCUGUUGGGGUACCUGUUUUCAUGGGCUAUAUCCUCUCAGGGAGUUAUGGGGCUUCAUCACAAAUCAUUGGAAAUAUACUGGCUUGA